Molecule: messenger RNA, 2439 nt
Organism: Aspergillus tubingensis
Lineage: Eukaryota; Fungi; Ascomycota; Eurotiomycetes; Eurotiales; Aspergillaceae
Product: ketose-bisphosphate aldolase class-II
Exons: 3
Coding region: 1-2439 (812 amino acids)
Biological process (GO): positive regulation of transcription by RNA polymerase II; DNA-templated transcription
Molecular function (GO): zinc ion binding; sequence-specific DNA binding; DNA-binding transcription factor activity, RNA polymerase II-specific
Source: RefSeq, a predicted model, not a curated record
AUGUCUUCGUUACAGUCCACCCGUCGCCGACCCAUAGCCUGCCUGCGCUGCCGUCGUCGCAAGGUCCGAUGCGAUGGCGCAUCUCCUGCGUGCUCCAACUGUGCGAGAGCUAGAAUAGAAUGCUUUGAAGGUGUCGCGGGCUCAGCUGUUUCUAAAAGUCGUUUAAGGUAUCUGGAAAGUCGCGUACGGGAGUUGGAGAGUGAGGCACUUGUACGAUCACCAAGCUCCCAGAAUCGAUCGUUUGCCUUCCCACCGGUGCAUUCUCAUGAGCCAACAGCUGAGCUUCCGUCCCGGGGUCCGGGCACGGGUGGUCUUCUCCAACUACAGUCCUUACCCUCCCCAUUGCCCUCGACAUCACAUGGAGAACAAGGAUCCGCAAAUGAGGGACCAACGGAGGCCGCUCCUUCAUAUAUCUCGCAAGAGUUAAACCAGCCUGCUGCAGACGUAGCGGUGCAUCCCCCGUCUGAAAAGCGCUCAUAUCCGGAUGAUGGAGACAAGAACAGCGGUCACUCCAUCGGACUUGUCGCAUCUCUACCUUGCAACAUCACACGGGGGCAACCUCUCGCACACGAGGUAGGUCUGCUAUCUCUAGCCAAUGCUGGAGAUCCGAAAUACCUUGGCCCAUCCUCUGGGGUGACGUUCGCGCGUUCGAUAUAUCAGAGUGCUCCGCCCUCACAAGACGGCGCUCUUCCCCAUGCUCGCGAUGAUGUGGCUGCUUUACCGCACACUGCUGGUGCCUCACAACCGCCGCCGGCUUCCACAACUUCUCAUCCAAGCACGCAGAACUUUUCAUUCGACCUGCCACCGAUGCUGGAAUGCCAGAAAUUCGCAGAGUGCUAUUUCUCCAUUUCAAGCCUUUAUCCGUUCCUCGCGCCGGAGAGGUUUUACGUGCUGUACACCCAACUGGAGCGUGUCGUUAACACUGCGGUCUGGACUGGAGAGAUGGAUUUAAGAAUAGCAUUGGGUCAGGUUUUUCUGGUUCUCUCAAUCGGCGCACGUAAUCUGGAAAUCAAACUAAACGGUAGCUUUGGCUCACGGGAGCUGUUCGCUCAAGCUAUGUCCUCCAUUGCAGAAGCAAAUUUGCACGGCAGCGUCGAAGGCUUGCAGGUCCUCUUGCUUUUAGCCCAGCAUAGCUUUUACAAUCCUGAGGGUCUGAAUGCCUGGCACUUGGUGCAUACGAUCAUUGCAAGCUGCAUCGAUCUUGGCCUCCACCGGCGUGAUAACCGUUCCCGCGGUACUGAGACUCCAAUUCAACGCAAUGCUCGUUAUAAUCGAAGCGCAAUCUUUUGGUCAGCGUAUUCUAUGGACCGGAUGAUGGCUACUAUUCUUGGCCGCCCUCUCACCUUGCGCGAUGAAGCUAUUGAUUGCGAUUUUCCGGGUCUCGACUUUUGCAGUGAAGUGGAGGAAGGAGCCACUGAAUGGAAUUCCUCAUAUGCGAGGCCGGCGGAAGAGGAGUCUUCAGCGCACGACCCGCCACCACCAGCGCCAUUGUUGGCACCAUCCCCAUAUAUUGCAUGUGUCUUCUCACUUCGCUUCGACCGACUUGUGGCCGAGAUCAAGCUCAUGCUGUAUCGCGUCUCACGGUCGCCGACUCGUUUCCCCUGGCCCACUAACCUCGUCGAUUGGCAACAGAGAGCCCAUUUUGCUUGCACUGCGCUCCGGCACGAGGUCCAAGCUCGAACACAUCAUCAACAGGCACAUACAUAUCUCAGCAAGCAUAGUAUGUCGGAUCAUACGUUUCCGGCAUCUAGGGAUUUUGGGCCCAUCUCUACCCUAGACUUGCAACGCUUGGAGCUCAAAUACCACCAUUGUUUGAUGCUACUCUAUCGACCGAGUCCCCAGAUCCGUCAACCCACGCCUCAUGGGAUUCAGACUUGUUUUGCCAGCGCGAUUUCUACGGUUGAGUUGUACAGCAAUCAGCACCGCUUUGGAGACAUGGAGUGCUCCUGGCUCACCGCUCAUGCGAUUUUUGUCGCCUCGAUCACCAUCAUCUAUUGCCUGUGGACCCAUCCGGGCGUGGUGCAGCUGAGCGGCAAGAGCGGGCCAGCAGCUACCAUGGCCGCCGGGCUCGACUUCGUUGAGUAUGGGCAUCAACUUCUGCUGUCUCUGGCGCAGACAUGGACGAUGGCGCAUGAGGCGUGUCAGAAGCUAGCACAUUUGAUCAAGAUUACACACGAGACUCAGAACAAAAUGAGAGCAGCCGAAAGGGAUCCCAGACCACCUGCUGGAGACACUAGAGAUAGAACAGGGCCUCUGAGACACUCCUUGGCGACGGAGGGGCUGGAAGUGAAUGAACUUUACUCCCAGGAGGAUAAUAAUUUCGGGUUCUGUCUAGAUAGGCAAAACUACCUUAUCGAUGAGCUAGGCAUUCUGCGCGAUCUUUUUGAUAUCGGUUGGCUGGACAAUCUCGAUAAUGAAGGGAUUGCAGGCGCAUAUUAA